Diplodia corticola is the source of this 639-nucleotide messenger RNA. RefSeq lists its product as uncharacterized. The transcript has a single exon. Bases 1 to 639 code for a protein of 212 amino acids. Lineage: Eukaryota; Fungi; Ascomycota; Dothideomycetes; Botryosphaeriales; Botryosphaeriaceae. The record is from RefSeq and is a predicted model, not a curated record.
AUGUUCGAAUCCUUCAGCUUCGCCGCCGCGUCGCGGCACCCCUCCUCACUCGACCCGGACGACUACGCCUACCCGGACGUCUCCCUCUCGCCCACCUCGUCGCCCAUGUCCGAGCAGAGCUUCCCCGAAUCCUCCAUGUCGGUGGCCGAACUUUCGCGACGCUUCGGCGCCCAGAACAUCACCAGCGAUCUCUCGCAGCCCACAUCGCCCUUCUCGCUCCCUGCGCCGUGGACCGAGCACGACGACUGGACGUCCACCUCAGCCUCGUCACCCACCUCGUCAUACUUCCCGGACGACGCGCUCCCGGAUCCUACCGCCAUCCGCUCGCGCAGACAGGCGCACACACAACUACAGUGCGACGCCGCGCACAUGCGCGACAUCUCGUCGCUGGUCAAGAAGAUGAUCGAAUCAGGGGACCAGUGCAAGCUGGCUCCGCGCAACGACUCGGUCGUCUCGUCCGAGUCGUCUGGCGACGACGCCGAUGACGAGCCGUACGACCUUCCUCGCAGCAACAGCUCGCCGGCCAUCUCGCAAAACCUCCGGUACAGGCGGUCGGGCGAGGUGCUCAGCACGGCGGCCGUAUCCAAAAACAUUCGCUUCCGCAGGCGUCACGCCCGCAAGGUGACGAGCCACAGGUGA